AAUAAAUUGCGUUGACACUCUUGCGUUUGCAUAGUAGCUGUCGGGGUAGAAGGGGGUAAGGGGUAAGAAUUUGGGGUGAGAGAGGUUUAGAUGAGGGUAAUCAGUUUGGAGCUCAGCGCUGAAGGCUUCCUGGGGUCUGGGCACCACUGUCUGGAUUUGUGGAUGUUGUGGAUGUGUUAGGGGAGCUUUCUGAAGAAACUCCGUGGAGUUGGACUUCCUGGGCCAGAGCCAGCGACCUGCAGGCUGAGGGAGACGCGGGAGAGGCCGCAGAGACGUGAUUAAAAUGGGGUCCCCGGUGCCUCUCUCCGAAGGCUGGAGUUUCAGACGACAGCCAUGCCGGACGUGAAGACAGCGCCAUGUGACUAUCCCUCCUCCGCCGGCCCGCUUGCUGGCUGCAGCCUCGCCAUGGAUCUGGAGCCCUGCUUGACUGACCAUACCCUGCCUCUCCCCCUGGCUGCUCCCCUCCCCGCCUACCCUGGCCACAGUGCAGCGCCCUACUCCACCCUCCAGGGGGCAUCACCCAGUCCCAUGCCCAGGUGUAACAGCAGUGCCCUGCUCUCCAGCCUGGGCCUGCGCUACUGCUCCAGUAGCAGUGGCCCCCCACUUAGGCAAGCUGAUGGGCUGGGGCCACACACAGGACUCCCCCCAGCCAGCUGCAACAGCGUAGGCAGCAGACUAUACCGUAGCAUGGAGAACCUCAACUGGAAUGCCAUGUCCGAGCCCAGCCUGUUUUCACUCAGCACCCCCUACAGGAGCAUGGACAGCGAGUUUAUCUUCCGCUGCACCGCCACCAGCCACUGGUACGACGGGCCGCCCGAGGGGCCCCAGGUCUACGGUAUGAUGCCCACCCCAGAGAGCCUGGCCUUCUACCCCCGCCGGGGACCAGCCAGGCGAGACCAGCCCCUCUUCCCCCAGUGGCUGUUCCCGGGGGUGGACGACUGGGGAGGAAACGCCAGGAGGGGCCUGAGAGAGAAGCUACGCCUUCAAAGCGCGCGUGCGUCCGAGCCCCACAAGCCCCUGCGGCCCCAGGUGAUCCCGGGCGCUCCGCCUCUCCUGCCGGGCUCGUCGGAGAGGGAGGGGUCCCCCGGUCGGUUCCCGGGGGGGAGAUCUCUGUGCGCCCGGCGCAUCACCAGUCCCGAGGAGAUCAAACAGGAAGUUCUGAGGCGCCUUCAGCUCCGACGCCAGAGGAGCACGCCCAACCUGGCCGCGCUCGUCCCCCCGGAAAGCCAGGGCGGCGUGGCCAAGUCCUACACGGCAGAGUCCCUCUGCGGGAACGGGCCGGAGCCCUCGGCGGAGCGCAAGAGACCCCCCGUGGGCCGACUGCACAUCCCCACCUUUGAGGAGUUCAAGAGGAUGAGGCAGAAUGGGGGGAGCCGGCGGAGCGUGGGUACAGACCCGGCACCAGAAGCGGUUUCUGGGUCGGGGUCCACAGCCGGAGCCUGUGAGGCUUUGAUGACCGCUCCAUCCGGGGAGAGAGACUCUCGGAGGCAGGUUGGACUUGAUCGAGAGAUGGAGACAAAAGAGGAGGGGAGGGGGAGUGGAGAGAGGACAGAUGGAGGAGAGGGCAGAGGCAGUGACGGUAUGUUGACACUCAUCUCCCCUGAGCAACCUCCCUGUCAGCCAGCCAUCCGAGAACAGAAUAAAGAGUCCACAAAAUCCCCCAUAUGUACAGGCCCUGCACCCCGCACCCCCCUGCAGCCAGUGGUCAGAGCAGCCCCAGAGAUUGGUCUUGGGGCUUGGUCAGGCCCAGGGACGGGGCCUGUUGCAGGGUCUGAACAACAGCAGGGAGAGGAGGAGGCCAGCCCACCCAGUGUGAGCCUGGACCCAGCCGAGCAGGUCCCUUUCCCCCCCCGCAGGGAGAGCUCCGAGGGACCGUCCAGCUGCUGUCCCGCCCUGCUCCUGGAGGGGGCCCACCUCUCCAGCUAUGGGGCCAAGAUCUAUAAGAUGAAGGAUGGCUUCAUUGGGUCCGCCUUGGACCUCAUCAAGAAGAGCUGCAGUGCAGAGAUCUCAGCAGAGGCCCCCGUCAGGAUGUCAGGUGACCACGACGAUGGCGCUGACAUCACCGCUCCCCCCCCAGCCUGUCAAUCCUCCACUGUCUCCAUGGCAACGACGCCCUGCGGAGUGGCGGGUUGCGACGAGCCUGCAGAAGCAGAGGAACCAGCAGAAUGCCAGCACUCUGGGCUGAGCUGCAGGCGUUCCAGCUCCGACGCGGCCUAUGAGCCGGCUGAGACGGUGAGGGCCCAGCGCGAGUGCCGUCUGCGGCCCCACUACAGUGACCCCAUGCCGGCUGAUGCCGCCAAGCGCAAGCAGCUGGAGAUGAAGAUCGCGGCGGCAGCACGGUUCCACAGCCAGCGCAGGGACAGGGACCGAGACAGGGACCGGGACAGUGCCCCGGCUGCGUUGCGUGGUCGCUCGGAGCCCAGUGGUGAGGAGCGCGCCGGGGGCCUGAGGGUGCGGCGAGGCGGGCAGCAUCGCUGGAGCACCGUGAGCAGCCUGAGCGUGGACAGUGGCGUGGUGGGCCUGAGCGAUGAGCGCGAGGAGGACGAGGAGCCGCGCAGGGUGCGGCGCGGCGGCGGGGCGGAGGUGGAGCGCGUGGACAGCGGCAUCGGGCCGGGCCUGGCCCGGGGCUGGAAGAGGCCCUCGGCCUCCCUCAGGGUCUGGGAGGCCCAGAGGCCCUGCCCUGACUGUGGCCAGAGGGACAGGGAGGGCAUGUGCGAGCGCUGCUCCAAGCUGCGCACCGAGCGCAAGGAGGCCAUCCUGGAGUUCCUGAACACCGAGUCGAGCUACGGCGAGGACCUGCGCAUCAUCAAGGAGGAGUUCUACUGCCCCAUGCAGAGCGCCGCUCUGCUGAGCGCCGAGCAGCUGGCCGUGGUCUUCAGCAACGUCCAGGAGCUCAUCGACGUCAACGAGCGCUUCACGGAACACCUGCAGGACAGCAUCGACCAGGCCUUCGACCAGGGGGAUGAGGACCUGCUGACAGUGUGUAUUGGGGAGAUCUUCCUGGAGUUUGUCAACAUGCUGCCAGCCUUCCAGACCUACUGCCUGCAGCAGUCCACUUCAGUAAACAUGCUCAACACCUUGGAGAAGGAGAAGGAACUCCUCAGGAUCUUCCUGGACGUGUCCCAGAAUGACAACACGGCGCUGCGUCGUAUGAACCUGCGCUCCUUCCUCAUGGCGCCUCUCCAACGCGUCACCAAGUACCCGCUCCUCCUCAGCCGCAUCAGCAAGGCCACCACGGAGUGCCACCCGGACCACGGGCGCCUGCGCGAGGCCAAGAGCCGCGUCGAGUCCCACCUGGAGCACAUCAACAUGAAAACCCGGCAGGAGGGCACCGUCACCUGGUCCCUGCGCUCCUUCCGCCGCGACAGCCGCAAGAACCGCGAGGUCAUCAACAUCGAGAUGAGGGAGCUGUCUCUGAAGACCGUGGGCUGGGCCCGGGAGAGCACGCGCUUCGUCAUGGAGGGGCCCCUGCAGCUGUCCCAGCCCGCCGACGGCCAGUGGCUGAAGAAGGGCAGCAAGGCCCUCAAGUUCCAGAACGUGCAGAGCCUGCUGAUGGUGCGGACGCAGCGGGCGGGGGAGGGGGGGGCGCCGCCGGCGGCGGGGGUGCAGGCGCCUGGCUGUCAGGCGGACCCGGGCGCCCGGGGGGAAUGUGAGCUGCAGGAGCCCCCCGGGGAGAGCGUGUGGGACGGCGUGCUGGUCCUCAUCAAGGACAAGAGCAGCGGGAAGUUUGCGGUGCUGCGGGAGCCCAUCCGCCUGGCCAACUGCGUGGUGUCGGCCGACCCGGAGUGCGAGGACACCUUUGAGCUGCUGGACAUCCGGAGGGAGGCUUUCGUGUUCAGGGCGUCGGACAAGGCGCGCACACAGCAGUGGUUCCGCCAGAUCAAGAGGUAUUCCCGGGAUUUAGGGCCCUGGAGGAAGAGGCGCAACGCUCUGCCUAAUAUCAUGAUUAACACGAACCAGAGUCGCUCCUGAGACUCAUUCCCCCUGAGGAAGCCUCUCAUCUGCUCCUCCACGUGCUGGACCUGGGUACACAGGUGUACAUAAAUAGACAGUGCUACUGCUACUGAGAACUCUGUGGGAGAUUCCAGUAAUGAGUCUCUCAACACCAAGGCCCAGACAGUAAUGAAGAUGGCACUUUUUUUCUACAAGACUGCAAGUGCGUAAUACUGUUCAAGAAUGAUUCUUUUUUUCAUUUCAAACUGAAAGAAAACGACCAGACAUUAGCGACCAAAAGAGAGACUUGGUUGGAAGUACUGACACCCUUGAUUGUAAAGAUGUUUUGAGAGAAAAAAAUGUUUUUUCAUUCAUUUGACAGUGUCUGUGUUGAAAAAAUUGUGAAACAUGAUAGCAAAAAAAAAACAUGGUUACAAAGAUAAAAAGAUGGGAUAAAAGCUGUUGCUGAAGUGUGAGUGAGUAAGCUGCUGUUCUGUACAGUAAAACAAGAGCCUGGGCCAGUGUAGUAACAAAGUAAAAGGCUUUUGUUUUGGAUUUUGACCAAGGAUAGUAACUGCCCUCUGACCUACUUCUCUUUCUCUUUAAGUUGGUAGCAUGGUACACUGCCAAGAGUAGAACAGACAGAGAGUGCCUGCAGGUGAGCAGAUUACUGUAGAGGGUGAUUACUGUGUGUUGCUGUGCCGGGGUCAAGUUACAAUGCAGCAAUAAUCAAUCUGCCAUUUUCACAUUGAAUACCAAUCCUUGGUUCUGCACUUGCUAGUAUUGUCAUAUGCUGUCUUGGGGGGUGGGGGGGGGGGGGUCCCUUACACUAAUUAGCACACUUUCAGCAGGAACCCCUCUGUGAAGACAGUCCAAGAUACUGUAGCAUGGAAUAGUGUGAUAGACUAUGGCUACAGAGAAUGUCCACGAUGAAUGGAUUGCCUAUCUUCUCUGAGACCAUGAGACUGAUGUUAGCUUUUAAUUUCUUACAUAAACUCACAUCCUAUUGGUUGAUUUUGAGAAGGGAAACCACAAAAUGAUGUGCCUUUUGUUUGUGUUUUUACUCUGAAUGAAGUUGUAAUUCGUCACAGUGGCGUUGAUAACUGGGAAACGGCACCAGACCGCCCUCUGGCUGUGGGUAGCAGAAUGGCACAAUCUGCACACAAUAACAAGCGUUCCCCUGACUGAACUACGACCAAACAGCACCCCAAUUCUAAAAUCUAUUCAACUGCAAUCGGUGCAGCCCCCUUCAUGGAUUUAAAACCACAGUGCUGGUUCUAGAAUAGUCUUUUAUACACAUGGCACAUGUUUUGAAAUACACAUAAGAGAGGGGAAGUGUGCCCACAUCAGGGUGAAGGGUUGAGGACUAGACCUGUGUGCGGGUCCCUGGCCUGUGUAUUUUCUUGUGUGAAAGAUCUUUUUUCAGUUUGACGCACUUUAUAAUGAUAAAAGAAUACUGGAUCCAGACUACAAUGUCAGGACUUCUGAAACAGUUCUUGCAGUUAGUGAAAAGCUUUAUUGGGUUUUAUGGGUUAUGAUCUUUAUUUACAGACCUCAUUAGUAAAACAUAUUUGAUCUCUGUUGAACACAGUGGUCGAGGCAAUACAGUACUCAUCAACCAAAUCUUUAACCUUUGCAUGCUGUCUGAUUAUGUUAGUCAAACGUAGCACAGGUAAAUAAGGUAGCUAAUCACUGUGUUUUGGAGAGUAAAACGGUGUAUGGACUGCUGCCUAGGUUGUUACUGCUGUCUUUCCUAUGGCAUUAGCACUGUUAGUUCUUUCAGGUUCCACUGUUCCCUCUAAAUACCACAGUUCAUGGGGAGGCACAGGGUUCCUCUGACAAAACACCUUUCAAUUUUUUCCCUCUGUAUAAAAAAACAACUCAAAUGUCCUAUUUCCUUAUGUAAUAUAUUGUGAAUUAAAUUUAAAAGAUUAAAGAAACUUUUGUCUUAUCCUGGUUGCUAAUUAC
Molecule: messenger RNA, 5901 nt
Organism: Osmerus eperlanus (European smelt)
Lineage: Eukaryota; Metazoa; Chordata; Actinopteri; Osmeriformes; Osmeridae
Gene: arhgef49
Exons: 8
Coding region: 334-3972 (1212 amino acids)
Biological process (GO): positive regulation of Rho protein signal transduction
Molecular function (GO): guanyl-nucleotide exchange factor activity
Source: RefSeq, a predicted model, not a curated record